AUGCGACUCAAAGAUUUCAACUGCGUGUUGGCGCUGCUCAUCAGUCUGGGAGGUCGUGAGAACACAGUUGGCGUAAGCGGCCUUCUUCUGGGGGGUGCUCUCAAGGGCGGAGCGUGUAACUUUGACCUGGUCGCCAAAUUCGUGCUCAAAACCUUUCCCUAUCGCAACCUCUAUGGCGGGGUCAUGGUAUUCCCUUGGGCACAGAAGAAUGCCAUCGUUCAGAAGUUUGUGGAGAUAAUUGAUGGCAACACCAGCGGGCACCCCGAAGAUACUGGGUUCGCAGCUGCUGCGUGUCUAAGUGGUGGGAAGAGGAUAUCUUUCGUUGUUGCUAACAUCGAGGGGCAAUCCAAUUCAACGGCUUUCGCGGGACUUGAAGUUCUGCCUCCCGUGGUCGACGUGCGGGCAAACCUCCCAGUGACCAGCAUUGCUGCCCAAAUCACAUCGCCGAGUGGCGAGUACCAGGUUUGGAGCACUCUGACUUUUCACAACAAACUUGGCAUGGGCUGCAAGAUACUAUCAUCAUUCGACGCCGUUAUUGAAGAUAUUCAGGACCAGGUCCAGGAUGGCGACGACUUCAGAAUCGUCUACCUCCUAACGCCGUUUCCGACCCUGGCCUCAAACUACGGCGGCAAUGUUCUUGGUCUUAACGAAAUCCACAAGAAGAACUCUAUCGUUCUCAGCAUCCAAGGAAUUUUACCUAACAUGAAAAGUGUUGGGCUAUCGAGACAGAGGCUGAAAGAAGCGACUGCAGACAUCGAGGCUUAUGCUAUAGCUACUGGCCAACUGAUCACCUACCUAUAUCUCAACUACGCGGAUCAAGAUCAGAGACCAUUGGCGACGUAUGGUGAAGAAAACAUUCGGUUCCUGAAAAGAGUUGCGGAGAAGUAUGAUCCCGGACAGUUCUUUCAGUACAGCGUGCCGGGAGGAUUUAGGCCUAAGGAUGUAUGA
Messenger RNA from Colletotrichum lupini, 948 nucleotides. RefSeq names its product FAD binding domain-containing protein. The coding region runs from base 1 to 948 and encodes 315 amino acids. The transcript is spliced from 2 exons. Gene Ontology annotation, molecular function: flavin adenine dinucleotide binding; oxidoreductase activity. The record is from RefSeq and is a predicted model, not a curated record. NCBI's taxonomy places the organism in Eukaryota, Fungi, Ascomycota, Sordariomycetes, Glomerellales, Glomerellaceae.